This is a messenger RNA of Dibothriocephalus latus, 180 nucleotides long. The record is from the annotation of a GenBank genome assembly. NCBI's taxonomy places the organism in Eukaryota, Metazoa, Platyhelminthes, Cestoda, Diphyllobothriidea, Diphyllobothriidae.
GACUACCUGAAAAGCCUCGAACUGCGUCUCCGUGAUACCACUGAAACAGCCGCCGUUCGGGAGCGUGAUACGCUUGCCUUGACAGAUCGUGUGCAGGAGCUGGAAGCGUCCACGGAACUCCUGCGUCGAACGCGGGACAUUGCUGAAGAGAAGUGCUGCAAAACUAAGGAAGACUGCUGA